AUGUGCGCGCAACUGUGGCCGAGUUCGCCCGUCCCCUUCCCGUCGAUUCUGAUUGAUAGCCUGCCUUCGCCUAGACCACGCGCUGGCUUUGCAUGUGGUUUGGACUGGAUGGUGGACCUCGGCAACCCGUCCGCAGCUCGUGGUGUCGCCGAGACAGGAAAGGGAGAGGAAAGAUCGCUGGAUGGGCAAGGAGGGGCUCCCUCGGAAUCCUCGCCAGGGGCUGGCUUUUGUAGUGGAUGUCUGGAGAAUCCGUCUGGGUCGAUAUGCCGCCGACCUUUUGGGGGCGCUGACAAUGCUUUGUUUGGCGUGCUUGUGGUAGAUGCCGGCAGUCACAUGCCAGCUCUCAUCAUCAUCAUCAUCAUCAUCAUCACCAUCACACCGUCGCUCGCUCGAUAG
This is a messenger RNA of Colletotrichum navitas, 396 nucleotides long. RefSeq lists its product as uncharacterized. NCBI's taxonomy places the organism in Eukaryota, Fungi, Ascomycota, Sordariomycetes, Glomerellales, Glomerellaceae. The record is from RefSeq and is a predicted model, not a curated record. The coding region runs from base 1 to 396 and encodes 131 amino acids. The transcript has a single exon.